CGCAUGACUUUGGCCCACAGUCUACAUACAUGGGCAUUGACAACGACAACGGGUCGAUCUGGUACCAUCAACCAGCAAAAGACGCCCGCGGAGCAAAGCAAACAGGUAGAGUCGGAAUCGGUCCGCUCAGCCGGCGAGCGUCCUGGGGCAAGAGAAGACACGGCAAGACCCCUAUUUCGCCCGCGAACGCGACCGGAGAUGUGACUGAGCCGGUUGAGGUUUCACCGUCCGACAACUGCCAGCCGGCUUUUGCCGAUCGGAAUCGGAGCUGCUGCCCCGGCGGAUCGGGCCUUUGA
Molecule: messenger RNA, 296 nt
Organism: Podospora pseudopauciseta
Lineage: Eukaryota; Fungi; Ascomycota; Sordariomycetes; Sordariales; Podosporaceae
Exons: 2
Coding region: 30-296 (88 amino acids)
Source: RefSeq, a predicted model, not a curated record